UAAGUGACAUGACAACUGGAUACGUUUGAUAGCAAGGAAACCCUAUUUCCAGCUGAAAAGUGAAAUACUCGUGUAGCUAAUGUUACAUGUCGGGUUGCAAGAGGAAUUACUAAACUCGGGGAAGACAGCAAGUGGGGAAAAUAUGGCUCAACAGUGACAUUCUCCAAUCUCUCCAUUAUUGAUGAAAAGACAAAAAGAAAAAAGUUCAAAAAAAGCAUCAAAGAGGCCUACAGCAACAUUAAAGAGGCUGCAGGGAUUUCAGAUGGGUCAGGCACUGUGGAGGCUGCCUCCCAGACAACAGAGGCAGCUUCAGGAAGAGCUUGCAGACCGGCUGGCUGAGCGAGGAGACGGAGGUGGAGGAGAAAGACGUGUCCUAGGGACAGAUGGAGGUCCCCAGAGAAGAGAUGCUCAGCCGUGUUAUGGCCCUGACAUCUAUCAUCUGCUGAGAACGCGCAUCGGAGGAAAGGAACAGAAUGGUUUUAUUGAUUUGGAGAUGUUGCCCCCUGAAUUAGGCAUCACCAUUCUGUCUUACCUGAAUGCUACUGACCUGUGCCUGGCUGGCUGCGUGUGGCAGGAUCUGGGAAGCGACGAAUAUCUAUGGCAGGGGCUGUGUAAGUCCACAUGGGGACACUGCUCCAUCUACAACCGAAGACUACCUGUAGGUUUCUCAUAUAGAAGACUCUACUUACAACUAGAUGAAGGCUGCCUGUCAUUCAAUGCUAAUGCACAAGAGGGCAUCAGUUAUUUCAUGUCUAAAGGGAUCCUAGUGGAUCAUCCGACAGAGCUGGCUAAGUUCAUCUUUUACACCACACGCCUCCACUGGAAGACGCUGAGGAUUUAUCUGGAUGAGAGACGGGACGUCCUGGAUGAGUUGGUGACCCUCCAUAACUUCAGCAACCAGUUCCUCCCCAACGCUCUGCGGGACUUCUUCAGACACAUCCACGCCCCUGAGGAGAGAGGAGAGUAUCUGGAGACCCUCAUCACAAAGUUCAGCCACAGGUUUUGUACCUGUAACCCAGGCCUCGUCCGAGAGCUGGGCCUCAGUCCUGAUGCGGUGUAUGUGCUGUGCUACAGUCUCAUCCUGCUGUCCAUCGACUUGACCAGCCCCCACGUCAAAAACAAAAUGUCCAAGAGGGAGUUUAUCAGGAACACUCGCCGAGCAGCGCACAACGUCUCUGAUGACUUUGUAGGCCACCUCUAUGACAACAUUUACCUGAUUGGCCAUGUGGCUGCAUAGCUUCACCUACAGGAGGUCCCAGAGAUCCUAACUGCACUGAAGAAUAAGGACCGUUGGAAGGGUUUCUAUACUUGAAAGCAUCCAACACUGUGGAAGUGGAUUUAAACAAUUUUUUUGACGACUGAUGAAUCGUCCAAGAAGGGCUAGAAAAACACAUGGAAUUCACCACUGCACUGUGAUAAAACAUUAGUGAAGUUAUUUGAUUUUAACUGUAUUUUUAAGUGGAACCAUGGGGACGAGGUCUCACACUGCACUGACGGAUGGCGACUACUGAUUGGUGGAGGAGGAGGAGGAGGAGGAGGACGAGCAUAGCCUCCACAGCAUAUUCGGUCCUGCUUUCCUAUUGGACAGCGGCUUCCUGCUUAACUAGUGAGACAAGUGACGCAGGGGACAACAAUAACACCCACUAAGAUGUCGAGUAGCAUUUCCCAGUGGAAGUAACACCGCAGCUAUUCUGCAAAUCCAGUGCCCUUGAUGCGGUGUUCUGUGGUAACAAGCAGAAUGUCAAAUCGGUCUUUCUUUGGCUAGAACGUAAUGUGUUUGUUUAUUCUUUCUUCCUUUUCCAUCUUAUGAGUGAAAUGAACAAGAAAACCACACUUUAAUGAAAAACAAUAUCCUAUCCUAAUCCCUCCCUUUUGUUCUUGUGACGUUUGUGUGUAUGUGUUCCCAUCCUCCCAACUGCACAAAUACUUCAAACUUUGGACUUUAUUAUCCACAGUGUGACUUUCUCUCCACUACGCUAAACAUGUUAUACACAAUAAUACGUAGAGCAGCUCCACAGUACCAGCACACACUUGGGCCCAUUGCAUGGAGGCAGGGAUUGGACUUAACCCAACGCGAGUCCAUCCAUAGCUCAGCGGUGUGUGUGUGUGUGUGCGUGUGUGCGGGCGACGAGGCAUGACCGAUUAUUCUGGCACUGUUUGGUUCUGUGUGUGAGUGUUAUAUAUCGUUAUUUUGACUCAAACGAUAGUCCACUUUUGAAUUUAGAAGAAGAGAAAAUUCCAAGUAUAAGAAAAGUGAAAUUAUUGAACAUACAUGUAACUCCUAAAAACUGCAUUCAUUCAUAUUAAUUUCAUAAUAAAUCUGAUUCUCACACAUAUAUGUAAAAGCAAAGGGAGAGCACAUGUAGUAUUUUAAAUAUUGUAUCCAGAUUAUGAUUCAAAUUGAAUUUAUUAAAGCCGUUAUGCACAUAUUACAUAAGGGGAGUUUGUAAUCCCAGUGCUUUAUGAGAAUAGUAGAUACGUACUGGGAAGGUCAGGGAUUCGUGCAUCAUCAUCAAGGAAUCUGUUAUUCUAGUGAGGAGAAAGAGGAUGUUGAGUGAAGUAAAUGCUUCUAAGACUCAGUAAUACCAGUGCAGUACAAUGUAUGAGGGUUCAUGAAGUUCUUCUGUUUUCAGCUGGGAUUUCAUACUGCUUCAUUGGAACAAUUAACAUAUUCAUGCCCAAAUGACUACCGCUUCCUUUAAGGGAUCACAGCGAUACAGCUGUUGCUGCCAUGACACAAUGGCAUGAUCCAUCCAUUUAAAUUAGACGUGUAGUCUAAUAAAUGACUCUACGAGACCAGAAGAAAUGGGCUUCUAUCAGAAAUGACAAAUACAAAAUCAAAGCCAAUACUGUUAAUACUACGGUUAUACAUUUGUUAGUGUGUUUUUGUUUGAUUUUUUAAAUUGUGGAAGCUGGAGGAGACAUACUCUUCUCCAGUCUUCAUACUCUGAGAGGAUGUAUGGGUGACACGAUGACGACGUUUUCCUAAAAAUGGGACGGGUUCAACAAUGAUCCCUGUGAGAUUCGAAUGCAGCGUAACACACUACAGUCCCUCUGAGCCCGUGUUCCAUAGGAAACAAGAGCAGGACAAAAUGAAGCAGGUUCUUUGAAUCAAGGUUCUAUACCCCGACCCUGAAAGCUAGUGUAAAUACCAACAAAAAUUUAUUUCUUUUCUUCUUUGUGUUCAAAGUAAAUUAUUUCUAACAGGAGCCUCUUUAUAGCAGGUAAAUCAGACAGUGGCUUAACUCCAAACAUUAAUAGUGUUAACGAUUCUUUAUAGCUGAUGACCCUCUCUGAUUUAGAGCGAACUUUAUUGUUUUCUUUGAAUUAUGAAUGAAAUCCACUUCUUGUUGUGUGUUUCUUUCUUUCAUUUGUGAAUACCAAAAUAAUUUGUGACUGACAAAAUGUACUAAGAAAUUGUUCCAAUGAUCUCACUCAUUAAACCUGGGUUUGAUUUCC
Pungitius pungitius (ninespine stickleback) is the source of this 3459-nucleotide messenger RNA. RefSeq names its product F-box protein 8 (gene fbxo8). The transcript is spliced from 9 exons. Bases 182 to 1237 code for a protein of 351 amino acids. NCBI's taxonomy places the organism in Eukaryota, Metazoa, Chordata, Actinopteri, Perciformes, Gasterosteidae. Gene Ontology annotation, molecular function: protein binding; guanyl-nucleotide exchange factor activity. Gene Ontology annotation, biological process: regulation of ARF protein signal transduction. The record is from RefSeq and is a predicted model, not a curated record.